Messenger RNA from Crotalus tigris (Tiger rattlesnake), 2086 nucleotides. RefSeq names its product olfactory receptor 49-like. Gene Ontology annotation, biological process: G protein-coupled receptor signaling pathway. The coding region runs from base 649 to 1587 and encodes 312 amino acids. Gene Ontology annotation, cellular component: membrane. The record is from RefSeq and is a predicted model, not a curated record. Gene Ontology annotation, molecular function: G protein-coupled receptor activity; olfactory receptor activity. The transcript is spliced from 2 exons. NCBI's taxonomy places the organism in Eukaryota, Metazoa, Chordata, Lepidosauria, Squamata, Viperidae.
CAGUACAUAUAGGCAAAGACAUCAGAAUGCCAGUCUAAAGAAGACUGAAUUGGAAGUGACCACAUGAGAUCUUCCUGCUGAAAGUUUGGGAUGUGGAGAUGAAAAUAGGAACCACUACUUCCUUUCUUCUUCCAGAUUCAAGCUAGACCUCUCACUGAUGAUCAUCCCAAAGUUUCAUUCUUGGGGCCACUAGUUUCUCCCAGUUUAUGUACACCUUAUGAGAAGGAUUCUUGUGAUGUUUUCAGAUACAGUAAAAAAUAUUGAAAGAGAAUUUGAACCCAUCUCAGAAGAACAGUCUGGAGAACAUUGAGCAAAGGUGAGAUAACCAAAAUAUCAUCAUCCAGAAACAGUUCUUUGCACGUCCACAAGGAUGAAUUGUUUUUGACAGGCUGAAACAUGGAGGGGUCCCUUGUAGCUCCACUUGGAUUAACCUCACUCAGAAGCAGACUACAGUGAAGAAUUGCUCUGUUUGGAAUAACAUAUUAGAAGAAUCGUGGUCUGAUUCAAAGCAUAAGGUUUUUAACUUCUCUUUGAUUUUUAAUGCAAAGAAUGGAAAGAGAUAAGCUGAUGCUUAUUUGAAUCAUGCAAUUAAAAGAAGAAUGGGGAUCUGGAAAUUAAUAUCUUCACUCUGUUUUUAGCAAUGAACUAAUGGCAAAUAGGUCCACAAUAAAGGAAUUCAUACUGUUGGGGCUGAAUGCCAACCCUCCACUUGAAGUUAGCCUUUUUCUCCUCCUGCUUGGGACUUAUCUUUUGACAUUAAUAGGAAACACACUGAUUGUUAUUAUCACAAUGGUGAAUGUUCAACUCUGUAGCCCAAUGUAUUUCUUCCUCCGACAUUUGGCAUGGGUAGAUCUUGGGUAUAUGAGUACUAUAAUUCCCAAAGCACUGGUCAACAUAGCUACUAGUACUAAGAGCAUCUCUUUAGCUGGUUGCUUCAUACAGGUAUUUCUUUAUUUGGUCCUUGGCACCACUGCGUUCUUCCUACUGGCUACAAUGUCUGUUGAUCGCUACAUUGCCAUCUGCAACCCUCUUCACUACACAACCAUCAUGAAUCCCCGAAUCUGCUCAUUAUUAGUAUUUUCUUGUUUGGUUGGGGGUUUAUCACUAAUUCUAGUUAUAUCCAUUCCUUUAUUUCUUAUGCCAUUUUGUGGUCCUAACGUCAUGAAUCAUUUUUUUUGUGACUAUGGACCCCUAAUGAAGCUGGUAUGUAUUGACACCAGCUUCCUAGAAAUGACUUUUUUUGUAGUUACUAUAUUCAUUCUGCUUGGGACCUUAACUGUCAACAUUGUCUCUUAUGUCAAAAUCAUUUCCACGAUUCUGCGUAUUCCAUCAGCUACUGGUAGGAAGAAGACCUUCUCCACUUUUGCUUCUCACAUGACAGUGGUCACUAUCACUUACAGCAGUUGUAUUUUCAUAUAUAUCAAGCCAAAAGGCACCGUUGGAUUAGAGUACAACAAAAUAGUGGCUCUUCUGAAUACUGUUAUUGCUCCCUUUCUCAUCCCAAUUGCAUACUCUUUGAGGAACAGACAAGUGCAGGAUGCUUUGAAGGCUGAACUGAGACAAAGGAUUGGUUUUGCAAAACAAUGAGAUGAUUGGCUAUUGCUAGGGCUCCAAAAAAGAUGUUCAGAUUUAAUGUCUUUGAAUGGAUUGUGCUGCCUUCAGAUGUAAUAAUUACCCAUUGAGAUGGUCUUUCAAGGGGAUUAGAGAAAGCAUAGAGUAGUGGUGGCAAACCUAUGGCAUGCAUGCCAGAGGGGACACUCAGAACUCUCUCUAUGGGCAUGCAUGCCUCACUGUUUGGCUAGGUUUUUGCAGGAAAAAAGCCAUUUCUCAAGCCCCUUUGUAGCCAAAACAAGCCUCUGGAGUGAGCGUGCUCUUUUCAGCUUUGAAUUAUAUCAAAUCUGACACCAGAAACAGACUAACAGAUGACCUGAGUGCGGCAUACGUUGCUUUCAAACUUACAAAAUAUAAGCCAAGGUUAGAGAAAUUAUCAGCAUGCUUACAACAACAAAAAUCACAUUAAUGGUUCAAAAGCAUGCCUAAUGCAAACUGUUUACCUUUCAAUAAAAAGUUGUUUGUAUCAUUGAAA